CCCGUAUCAGCUUUGUGAUUUACUAGCUGAUGACACUUCGUGAGUUUGAUCAUUAUUCUGUGACGCUAAUGAUAGUAAUAUAAUAUAAGGUGCACGCUCAAGUCUCAGAGGGGUGCACGGUGUGAGGACAAAGCUACACGAAGUAACUAGCGAUCUUCUUUUGAAAGUAACCUUGUCUCUGUGCAACCGGUCGGGUGGUACAGAGGAAAUUGGAAACAGACUCAAGAUACUGAAACGCGUUUAGCCUGCUGGUUUGCGCGCUAGCCACAUUUAUUUGUACAUAAAACGAUUGGGUUGUUCUUUUCAAGGAUAACUGGAUCUAGUAACAGGUGACGCUGACACAACAGGGAUGUGCAAUGGCAUCCGGUGCGGGUGGCUGUCCGGCUCAGGCCUAUGAACCGACGGUAAGUAAAGCAAAAAACAUGCUAAAAAAAACUAAAACGGCCAAAUUAUGGUAUUGUUGUUGCUAAUGAUUAUAUUGUUUCCUUUGAAGAGAGCCGCCCGGCUGAACACUGGCUCAUUGUGAUACAUUGUAGCCAUUUCGAACUUUAUUGUAACAGUUUAAUACACUAAUUUGACUGGCAUCAUAUGACUGGCCAUGUGUUGCAAGAACACUGCUUAAUAUAUUUGUCAUAACAAGCACUGACGUUGCCACAACUGUCUCUUCCUAAAUUUAAAUGGAGACAGCAUUUGGGAUUAAAAUGCCAACCCCACUCAAAGGAGCACGAGCCCACCACACAUCCCCUUGCUAAUCCACCAAUAAGAACGCCUGGAGGUUGGCACACAAACAUUAUUUUAGGUAGCAGACAGCUGGCAAGGUGACGGGUGGACAAGUUAACCAACAAAACAAACAUGAAGAAUAGGAACUGCUGUGUCUGGCAUUGGGAUUUAGUAUUGGCAGCCACCCAGGGAUUAUGGGAGGGAUGCCUUAAUACUUUUCUGACAUCUGUCAAUAAUUGCAUGGCAUUUAGUUUUCUUUAUCACAUAAACUAUUUCCAACAGUAAAUAGGAUGCAUACAUAGCUGCAUGACAGAAGACAACCACCCUUUCACUUACUCUGCACAUCUAUGUUAAAUGUGGGUAUGUGAAAUAUGAUGUACAGAUUCCAAAUAAGUAAGAUGCACUUGUAGAAAAACAAGGAAGGAUUCUGAAGGAAGUAACCUUUCACACAUUUUUAGACCGAUCCGCCCAGAGUAUAACCUGAUUCGGUUGGCAUUGUGUUGAUGGUAAUCUGUUAGGCACCAGAAAGUACGGUUUUAUUUCAUUACAGUAUGUCAUACUGGAAAGGCCACUAAUAAUAAAAGCUUGAACUGAAUUCUUCCACAGAGAGACUAGGAAGAGGCAUACCAAGAGACAUUUCCUCCAGACAACUUUUAGUGAUCAAUUAAGCUAAUAAGAACUGAGAGGAUUCAGUUGGGGCCAUUCUCCCUAUCUUAGAGAGAAUGUAGUCUUCUGCAAAGAUAACAAUGUCCAAUAUUAUAGAUUUAUAGAUGAAUUAAUCACAGUAAAUUUGUGUUUACUAUGUUGUAUUUUGUUGCUAAUGUAACGGGUACCUUUCUUGUUGGUCCAAUUUGUGAAUCACAAAGUACUGAAAUUUGGUACAACAUGAAAGUAAUAAUUGUCUUACUCUGAUGCUUCUUCAUUGGUUCACUGUCUCCGUCGCAUCCUGGUUUGGCUCAAAGAAAGGGGAGCUUAAUUAUUUGGAAGUAGUAACCUGUUUUGAUUUUUACAGGGAGAAGGACUUGACUGCCAAAAACAUAAUUGAAAUAAAAGGGGACAAGACCACCAUUGCAAACUUGAAGGUAAUUGUACGUUUUAAACAGGCUUUCUACUGCAAUAAUAAUCAAUCUACCCAUAGCUAGGACUGUAUUUCUUUCAACUUGGCAGAUGUUUAGCAUAAAAUGUUAUUUAAUAUGACUAUUUAAUACUUUUUAAUACUAGUGCUAUUUCAUCAGUUAAUUUAGAUUAAUUUAAUACAUAAUUUAAUUAUUUGGUCAUAAUAUAUGAUCAGUGAACAUCCAUCAUCUUGAGAUUGCACUCAGCUUUGUGUUUACAGUAUAUUUAUUCCUAUUGUGUUGUAUUUCAUUAGAUACCAGAUGGCAUUACUGGGGAUUCCAUGAGGGAGAGGAAGAAGACCUUCACCUAUGACUUCUCCUAUGACUCCUCUGACAGUAAAAGCAACACCUUUGUUUCUCAGGAAAAGGUAAGUGUUUUUUCUCAAAUCUUUUUGUUGUUGUUGUCCAAAUCCGAUUAUAGUCAAAGCAGCUUACAUUUGCCUCUGUUCAGGGGUCAUUUUUAUGUUUUACUUGUAGGACAUUUUGUCAUGGAUGGAAGUUCAUUGAGUCAAAACAGUUUGCUAAUGUGCUGAUACUCUAGUCUCCACUCCCUGACGAAGGCCAUGUAGCCGAAACGCGUCAGAUUUUAUUUAUUUUUUAAAUCUUGUUUCUAUUGAACAUGCCAUACUAAUAAAGGCAUUUUAAUUAAUUAUAUGAAGAGUGCCUUGGUCCUCCUUUCAUUUUGAUGACCAAUUCACCCCUUUGACCAAAGAGCACCUUCUGUCUACCAACAUUUGCUAUUGUGUACCUUAGUAGCGCUUCCCUUCCUCCUCUUUCUACUCUAGUCUACAUGUUGACUCACAAGCUUCUGACGUAAGUUAUGACUUACUGUUGUGCAACCUUUUUUAAAAUUCAUAAUAUUGCAUCAUACAGGGGUCAAAGUAGAUUUCAUUUCUUACUGGUACGGUACCUUCUCACUUGCACACAUGUUUGGGAGGCCUAAACAGAAUUACUUAUAGAAUCCCUGUUAAGAUCUCUGUGGGCCUAAAAGAUGUGUUGUUUAAUUAGAAUGUAUUACCUUUUAAUGUGGCAUUCACAUAACCAGUCAUGAUGUUUUCAUCUGACUAUCAAACAAUCAGAUGAAAACGCUCCUGUAAGCCUGCUUCGUCCACUCUAAAAGAAUUCCUGCAUCCAUACAGUGCGCUGUGCACCCGCCAUUUUGAUGAAUGGAAAGAGACAUCUGUAACAAAACACCAAGAAGUGUAAUGAAUGACAUUCGGGGAUUGUCAUUUUAUUAGUCUUACACUUGUAAUCUGUAACUGACUGUCCACGUGCGUCUUGUUCACAGCCACUCAUCUCUGUCUUUGCAAAAUGUGUUAUCGCCGAACCACAUCGCAUUUUGGAGUGUAUUCCACACGUUUUCAAGUCCAUUUGCUCAUUUUUCAUGUGGGUGAAAUGUGGUAAUGAUCAAUAAUAGUGUAAUGGCCUACAGUUUUCUUGGAAUCUUUGUUUUAAUUAUUGUUAUAGGCUCAUGUUCAACCGGGACGGCGUACCCCCACUAUCUAUUUUGCCGGUUCUCUGUCCUGGACCAUACCGGCUUACUUUCACCCCUGGUAUCAUGUCAGUGUAAUAUUAAUAGUAACACAUAGCCUAUGAGUUAACUGUUAUAAAUGUGUUAAAAUUAUGCAUGCAUAAAUUCCAUAUUUUUGACUUUGUAUUGUGUUGGCUAGUUUCUUUCUUUCACUGACUGCUUACUGUAAGAUCUGUCUUAGCUAGUUAGAUCUGGGGCCUGUUCAGGCGGUCACACCUUUACAGAACAUUCAGAUCUAAAUGUACUGUGUGGAACAAAUGAGUCCCUGUCAUUGUGAAUCAUAUCAGCUACAUUACAUUCCAAUUUGCCAAAGCUCUGAACAUUUCACCUUAUUGAACAAGCCCAUGUUUGCCCUCUUCCUUUGCAGGUGUUCAAAGACCUGGGCUCAGAUGUCCUCAAGGCUGCGUUCCAAGGCUACAACGCCUGCAUCUUCGCCUACGGCCAGACUGGCUCUGGGAAGUCCUACACCAUGAUGGGAAAUCCAGUGAGACAAACAUUCCCUUUGUAGGAGUGCUGAUCUAGGAUCAGGUCCCCCUUGUCUAUAUAAUCGUAUUAAAUAUCUAAAAAGCAAAACUUAUCCUAGAUCAGCACUCCUACUCUGAGACGCUUUAUGAAUACAGGCCCUGGAUUCCCAAAUCAAAGACUGGGCUGUGUUCAGCAGGGCACAACGUUGUGGAAUGUUCAGAUAUAAAUAUAUAAUGUAGAACAAUCAUGCCUCUCUGACAUGGAGAUAAGUAAUCAGGUCUACUCCGUUCAUGACGUUUCUGGAAGUUUCCACAACAUAUGCCUACUCAACUGGGCUGUUGUUUUUGUUAUCAGACUAUUGGGACUUCAAUCAGUCGUGGAGACCCUAAGCAAAUAUCACAGUAACGAACGAGGGCUCCGACAGUCCUGUUUUGCUUUCACAAGUCUGAGUGAUUAGGGGAAAGUACAAGUCAAAGUUCAUAGUGUCAGUUUUCUCUGUGGACUCUUAUGUAUUGGACUGUUUUGGAGAAAGACUAAAGCCAAACCUGACAUAUUUAGAGUCUUCCCUGUAAUGGAUUAUUUUAAGAUCUGUUCUGUAACAUAUCAACAGGUUUCCUCAGUCCUCCACUGAACAGUUUCAAUUGUCAGCCUUAUCGUCAACUUAUCGUCUGCGUUUGAUUAAGGGUUUGCUCUAUGGAUUUAUUUUUCAUCAGGGAGAUGUUGGUCUCAUUCCACGGAUAUGUGAGGGUCUGUUCAGCCGGAUUGCUGGGAUGACUCGUUGGGAUGAGGCCUCCUUCCGCACCGAGGUCAGGUAAGAAAACUGUGUCCGUUGCAAUUCUAAGUCCAUUGUCAUUCCUUGAAUUGUUUUUACCUCUUUGGAAAAAUUAAGAAGCUUAAGAAGAUAUUUUUGUAUUUGUUUCAUUAGUCCACUGUUGAUACAAUCCCAAAAUGUUGUGCAUGUCAGCAAUCAAGUUUUCAAGAUAUAGAACUUUCAAAACACAAAUUGUCACAGUCGGUGUGAUGCGGUUUGCAUCAUAUGAUGCAAAACUCGUUAUACAGGCUGCAUUUCUGCCUGCUUGAACGGCAAUAGCUCAGAUACACAUGAAAACAUUAAAUGACCCCGAGAAUUGAUAAAACAUCACUCAGAGAUGCAAAAAAAAACAAUAUAACAUUCAAAAUGGGUGAAUCUUUCCUUUUUAAUGGUGGCUCAAUGAACACUUUUUAAAAUGUAGUAAAAGUGAUUGCACAUGAUCAGUAGACGUUCUAGCAAUUCGUACCUCAUCCAUCAGGUUGUUCGACAUCACCUGAGACGACAAAAGGGUCCCUUAAUAAUAAUUGGUAGAUGUCAUCAGGCUAAACUUGACCUCUGAAUGACCUCUUUAUCCUCUCAAUGUCAUCAGCUACCUGGAGAUCUACAAUGAACGUGUCAGGGACCUGCUCAGGAGGAAGUCCACCCAAACCUACAACCUGAGGGUGAGGGAGCACCCAAAAGAUGGACCCUACGUGGAAGGUAAGACAUUACACUUUUUAUAUCAUAAUCAAUACGAUUAUACAGACAUAAGGGACAUGAUUUGGUCUUGCAUACUGUAUUUUCUCUUCAUUCUGAGACUGAUCCCAGUCCUGUCUGUAAGGCAGAAUGAUGGCUCCUAAACUCAUUAUAACAGUGGAUGUUUGUCUGUAGAUGAACUCCCUGUGUUAAUCCAAUCUGAACCCAGACCUGUCUCAGCCAGAAUGAUGGCUCCCAAGCUCAUUAUAACAGUGGAUGUCUGUCUCUCUGUAUUAUUACCUCUUUUGUUAAUCCAAUCUGACCCCAGACCUGUCCAAGCACCUUGUGCAGAACUACCACGACGUGGAGGAGCUGAUGGAGGCUGGCAACAUCAACCGCACCACGGCCGCCACGGGCAUGAACGACACCAGCAGCCGAUCGCACGCCAUCUUCACCAUCAACUUCACCCAGGUGGGGCUAGCUAAUGCUAUAGCCAAUACUACAGCUACCGCUAGGCUAGCUACCGCUACUCCAGGAAUGCACAACUCCAGUCCACAAGGGCUGCAGUGUAGUAGUCCUUGUUUGUUAGUUAGGGAUUUAGUUACCAAGUGAGUGGACUCCUAGCCAAUCAAUUACCUUGAUUGAGAGAAAUAAAAAGUAGCAGGACUGUGGCUUUGGAGGACCGGAUGCUGCAUUAUAUGCUGCAUGUUAACCCUUAAAGGGGUUGCCACUAAUAGCAUCUGUAUUAGGAAAAAUUGAUACAUUCACACUGUAGAAUGCACCCACAGUUUAAGUGCAAAGUUUCGACUCAAAGGUCUUCGUCAGACUUAACAAUAUUAGCCUUUCAGCUUCUUUGAAAUCCUUCAGAGUUUUUCCAUGUUGUCUCCCUCCUCUCCAGGCUAAGUUUGACGCGGAGAUGCCCUGCGAGACGAUCAGUAAAAUCCACCUGGUGGACUUGGCGGGCAGCGAGAGGGCGGACACCACCGGUGCCACGGGAGUCCGGCUCAAGGAGGGCGGCAACAUCAACAAGUCACUGGUCACCCUGGGCAACGUCAUCUCCGCUCUAGGUGGGUAACUGUUAUACCAACUGUUAUAUCAAUGUUAUCAGAGACAGCAGAUAUGAGGACAUAUUCAUUAAAGUCACAUAAUAAAAAAUGUUGUAUGGAAUAAAACCCCUUAUCUGGCAAUGUCUUUUAGCUUGAAUAUGCAGGCCAUAAUAAUAUGUUUUCCCAUUACAAUAUUUGAACCACAGCAAUGUUCCAAUGACUUACUUCUACUGAGUAUGCAGAGUUUUGAGUUUCUCUGUUGAUUUGCCUAUUGAUCUGGAUUCAAAUACUACUUUAAAUCUUUCAAAUGCUUUGAGUGUUUGCUCUAGCCUGUCUGAAGUGCCUGACGGGGUGUGCAACCUAUUAAGCCAGCAAGCUCAAUCAAGCACAGAAAGUAUUAGAUGUUCUUUUUCUUAUUGUUUGGUUGAUCUGAAAUCGUUUCCCUGUCUUGGUACAGCGGACCUGAGCCCGGAUGGAGUGAACGCCAACCUGAAGAAGAAGCAGGUGUUUGUGCCUUACAGAGACUCUGUGCUAACGUGGCUCCUCAAAGACAGCCUGGGAGGCAACUCCAAGACCAUCAUGAUCGCUAGUGAGUCCUUAAUAAUGCGAAAUGUCUUGCAUUUAAUCAAAUGUUUCCAAUCCUUCCCUUUAAAAGCCCCAAAUACACCUGACUAGGAACCCUGGUUUUUACCUGUCUGCUUCAGUGUAUAAGGGGAACCCUGGAUUCUCAUUAAUAUACAGUGGGGAGAACAAGUAUUUGAUACACUGCCGAUUUUGCAGGUUUUCCUACUUACAAAGCAUGUAGAGGUCUGUAAUUUGUAUCAUAGGUACACUUCAACUGUGAGAGACGGAAUCUAAAAAAUCCAGAAAAUCACAUUGUAUGACUUUUAAGUAAUUCAUUUGCAUUUUAUUGCAUGACAUAAGUAUUUGAUCACCUACCAACCAGUAAGAAUUCCGUCUCUCACAGACCUGUUAGUUUUUCUUUAAGAAGCCCUCCUGUUCUCCACUCAUUACCUGUAUUAACCUGUUUGAACACGUUACCUGUAUAAAAGACCUGUCCACACACUCAAUCAAACAGACUCCAGCCUCUCCACAAUGGCCAAGACCAGAGAGCUGUGUAAGGACAUCAGGGAUAAAAUUGUAGACCUGCACAAGGGUGGGAUGGGCUACAGGACAAUAGGCAAGCAGCUUGGUGAGAAGGCAACAACUGUUGGUGCAAUUAUUAGAAAAUGGAAGAAGUUCAAGAUGCCGGUCAAUCACCCUCCGUCUGGGGCUCCAUGCAAGAUCUCACCUCGUGGGGCACCAAUGAUCAUGAGGAAGGUGAGGGAUCAGCACAGAACUACACAGCAGGACCUGGUCAAUGACCUGAAGAGAGCUGGGACCACAGUCUCAAAGAAAACCAUUAGUAACACACUACGCCGUCAUGGAUUAAAAUCCUGCAGCGCACGCAAGGUCCCCCUGCUCAAGCCAGCGCAUGUCCAGGCCCGUCUGAAGUUUGCCAAUGACCAUCUGGAUGAUCCAGAGGAGGAAUGGGAGAAGGUCAUGUGGUCUGAUGAGACAAAAAUAGAGCUUUUUGGUCUAAACUCCACUCGCCGUGUUUGGAGGAAGAAGAAGAAUUAGUACAACCCCAAGAACACCAUCCCAACCGUGAAGCAUGGAGGUGGAAACAUCAUUCUUUGGGGAUGCUUUUCUGCAAAGGGGACAGGAUGACUGCACCAUAUUGAGUGGAGGAUGGAUGGGGCCAUGUAUUGCGAGAUCUUGGCCAACAACCUCCUUCCCUCAGUAGGAGCAUUGAAGAUGGGUCGUGGCUGGUUCUUCCAGCAUGACAACGACCCGAAACACACAGCCAGGGCAACUAAGGAGUGGCUCCGUAAGAAGCAUCUCAAGGUCCUGGAGUGGCCUAGCCAGUCUCCAGACCUGAACCCAAUAGAAAAUCUUUGGAGGGAGCUGAAAGUCCGUAUUGCCCAGCGACAGCCCCGAAACCUGAAGGAUCUGGAGAAGGUCUGUAUGGAGGAGUGGGACAAAAUCCCUGCUGCAGUGUGUGCAAACCUGGUCAGGUCCUACAGGAAAUGUGUGAUCUCUGUAAUUGCAAACAAAGGUUUCUGUACCAAAUAUUAAGUUCUGCUUUUCUGAUGUAUCAAAUACUUAUGUCAUGCGAUAAAAUGCAAAUGAAUUACUUAAAAAUCAUACAAUGUGAUUUUCUGGAUUUUUGUUUUAGAUUCCAUCUCUCACAGUUCAUGUGUACCUAUGAUAAAAAUUACAGACCUCUACAUGCUUUGUAAGUAGGAAAACAUGCAAAAUCGGCAGUGUAUCAAAUACUUGUUCUCCCCACUGUAUCUAUAGAUCAGAUCCUGAGCCCAGCCACGCUUCUUACUGGGAUAAAACAACGGAGUGGCUGCGGCUCCAACUUUUCUGGACCCGUCUUCCCGACAGAUAAAGGUCCCGCCGCUUCUGCGCAUGUGCGGGAUUUUGUACUUUACGCCUAGUCUCAGCUCUACUCAUAGAGAACAGGUUAUUUAUUAAAUGAAUGGUGCUCGUUUAAUAAAGUUGGAUUAAAGCUUAAUCAAUGUCUGCAAGAUAUAUCAUCUAAUUGCAUAGUAUAACGUUACUAUAAGACAAAAAAACACUUUCUUAUGAGAUUUUAGGAUGAUUGUGCGAAAGGUCAAAUGUUUCUCUCAUGUGGCCAAAACUCAACAGCACGUGCCACUAGGCAAAAUAUGUGCUUUGAUUUGAACUAAACACAGGUAGACUAUGCUAUAGUUUAACGCCAUCUGCUCUAAAAUUUGCUCAUUGUACAUAUUUCAAAAUAACAGAAUGAUGCUGAGACUCCGAUUUUUCAUUUAAAAAUGUAUGUCAAACCAAAACCAAUGAUUGCAAAGUUAAACAAACCAUACAACUCUAUGCAGAAGGACUACUUUGAACAAUUUCCACAUAAAAUUGAACAAAAACACAUUUACUUGAACAGUGCAGAUGCAAAGUUUGGUAACGGAAUGACAGUCUGUCUCAGCAUCAUUCUGUUACUGUGGAAUUGCCAUAUCCCCAUGAAACUGAUUGAGAUCAAAUGGUUGAAGAAUGAACCAUUUUGAAGAAUUAACAUUUACGCUAGACUGUGAGAAAUUUCAAGGGAGGGUGACUACAUAAAAUGUGUGUGUAAAGAAAAGAAACGGGCUGUCAAACGAUAGAAAAAUGUAUUAGAGUUAUUAAUCGCAAAUUCCAAAUUUGAGAUGUAAUUUUGAGAUUUUUCAUACAAAAAAACAUUACAAGAAUAUAGAAGUCUUGAUUUUGUCUAAAGUUACACUAAGCAAAAUUAGGUAGACAGAGAAAGCACACUUUUUAUUUAACCUCACUAACCACGUUUCCAUCCACAGUUUUUAUGCGUGUAAAGUCAUACCAUAGAAGGAAAAAUAAUCGACAUCUGAUGGAAAUAGGAUGUUUCGGUACAAUUUUAUAAAUGCAGACAGAAUUGUUCGUUCGACAUGGUGGGAUCUUUUUGUGUCUAAAAUGUAUUAUGCGAGAAAUGGCGGCGGAAAUGCCUUUUAUUGUCAAAUAUUGAUCUACAGUAAUUACUAUCAUAUCGAAGUAAACUUGGAGUCACGCGAUGACAUGGUGUGUGGUCCUCCCACUACAACUCAGGAAACCAUGCAGUUUAUUAGGCUAUAGAUGAAAUAAGUUAUGAUGAACUUCACAGGGUGGUGAAAGUGCACGGUAUGAGCUUGAUGCUCCUUUCCAAUAAAUGUGGAGGGUCUGAUUCUGGUGACAUGACACUCGACUGCUGCUUGACAAAUAAAAAAUAUUCUCGCUCUUAUCCAUAAUAAUCACAUCCUGUUGUUGGCUAGAAGGCACGUGCCAAGACCAGAGUAGGCACAUUUGCUAUUUAACUCCACAGUUUUUGUGACAACUAUCCGUAGAGUUGAAAAUGCGAUGGGAACGCAUUGAACUUUAGAUUUUUCUUUGGUACAUGACAACUUAAGCGAAAAAGUGAAUUUUGUGUGCAUAACACACUGAUUUUGAUCUGCAACAGGUCCGUUUGGUGGAAACACACCACUGCCAGGAAAAUGCGCACAUUUUCUUUGAGUAUUUUAGAAUAUUCACUUAAAUCUGUCCCAAAUUGGAUGGAAACUGUUUUUACAUGGCAUUGUAGAUUUUAGCUGUAUAGAUUAGGUAUUUAGGAUGUUUUCAGUGUAUUUUCAACGCACUAAAAUUACAGUGCACUAAAAUCACAAAGUUAAUUUUAGCUCUGAUAGCCCUAAUAUGCGCAGGAUGUGAUUUGGAUCUUUAGCUCAGGGGAAAAGGAAUCCAGGGGGGUGGGACGGGGCGGUUACCUACAGAUCCAUAUUCUGCCAUUAAACAAUAGGGACGCCAAUAGGGACAUUCCUGGGUUCCUAGUCCAGUGUAUUUGGUGCUAGAAUUUGAGAACAUGGCUUUCUAAACCCUUGUUAAGGCUGACUUUAUGUAUAAGAGGCUUAAGUGUGGCCAAUGGCCAUAAGCUAAAUAUCUGUGGUAUGUUUGCAGUCAAAGAUACAGCAUUAGAACAUGGCAAAUGCAAAAGUGUUUUGUAGUACGACAAAUGUUUCAAAGAUGUUUUGUUCUCGUUUGCGGCAGCCAUUUCACCUGCUGACGUCAACUACGGCGAGACUCUGAGCACGCUGCGCUAUGCCAACCGCGCUAAGAACAUCAUCAACAAGCCCACGAUCAAUGAGGACUGCAACGUCAAGCUCAUCCGAGAGCUCAGGGCCGAAAUCGCCCGGCUGAAGGCCCUUCUGGUCCAGGGAAACCAGGUGUGGAUUUGUCACACUGAUCUGAAUUGUUUUGUGUGUGUUGAUGGUUUAGGGCAUUGGAACUCAACUAUCCUGUCCACUAAAACAUUUUCUCGGGCCCUUGAAGUUUAUUUAUUUCAUUUAAAAAAACCGCUCUACAAUACACAAGUUUGUAAAAAACUGUGAAAGUGUUAAUGAUAUUGUUAAUUUAUGGGCACAUUUUAUAAUGCAUAGCUAGUACAUUAUGUUUUAUUGAGAUUUAACAGUCCAUUCAUGUCCACCUUUCCAGCUACUGGCCUAUGACCUUGUUGUUGUGUUUUAAAUGUCCCAUCUAAUCUAACUAGGUCUCACUGACUUAGGGAGUAUUGAUGUGUGAUUCAAUAAUGUAUUGAUUGUUGGUUUGUUUUCAUCCUUCUCAGAUUGCACUUCUGGAUUCACCCACCGCUCUGAGCAUGGAGGAGAAACUACACCAGAACGAAGCCCGAGUAAGGCCAUGUGGAUGGUUCCUUUUUAGAGUAAAAAUAAACACAAUUACACAAAAGAAGCUAUCGAUACUUUGCAAGUUUAGUGUUCUAUUCUUUGAAUCCAUAAACAAGCCAAGCAUUAAAGCAAGGUAGUGAUGUGACCUCACAACAUGCACCCCCUUUUUUUUUUCUCCAAAAGAUCUUUGAUAUUCAAGAAAAAUAUUUGUGCUAUUUCUGCCAUAGGUGUUGGAGCUAACCAAGGAGUGGACUAACAAGUGGAAUGAAACUCAGAACAUUCUCAAGGUGAGUGGGCAUAUAUUUCUAUAAAAUGUCGAAUUCACUUUAGCUCACACAAGCACUCUGGUUAUGUGCCUUUUUAGAUUAUAGUCAGCUGUGAAAUUUAAUUGACUUUUAAGUCAGAAACAUCAAUCAAUUUCUAAUUAUUGACAAUAUCUGUCUUCCAUUGAUCUUUACAGGAAGAAACCCUUGCCCUGAGGAAAGAGGGAAUUGGCGUCGUCCUCGAUUCAGAGUUGCCUCAUCUAAUUGGUAUCGACGACGACCUCCUAAGUACUGGCAUCAUCCUCUACCAUCUAAAGGUCAGUCACAGUUGAUUUUAUUAUUUUUUGUAGUUUUUACAACAACAAAAAAUCUCAGAAUGCUUCACAUACAGUGCAUUCAGAAAGUAUUCAGACCCCUGGACUUUUUCCAUGUUUUGUUACGUUACAGCCGUAUUCUAAAAUGGAUAAAAAUUAAUAAUAAUUCCUCAUCAAUCUACACACAAUACCUCAUAAUGACAAAGCAAAAACUGGUAAAAAAAUAAAAAUAUAUAUAUAUAUGAUGAUGAUAAUAAUAAUAAUAAAUAACUGAUAUAACAUUAACCUAAGUAUUCAGUACUUUGUUGAAUAACUUUUGGCAGCAAUUACAGCCUCGAGUCUUCUUGGGUAUGACGCUACAAGCUUUGCACACCUGUAUUUGGGGAGUUUCUCCCAUUCUUCUCUGCAGAUCCUCUCAAGCUCUGUCAGGUUGGAUGGGGAGCAUCGCUGCACAGCUAUUUUCAGGUCUCUCCAGAGAUGUUAGAUUGGGUUCAAGUCCGUGCUCUGGCUGGGCCACUCAAGGACAUUCAAAGACUUGUCCCGAAGCCACUCCUGCGUUGUCUUGGCAGUGUGCUUAGGGUCGUUGUCCUGUUGGAAGGUGAACCUUCACCCCAGUCUGAUGUCCUGAGCGCUCUGGAGCAGGUUUACAUCAAGGAUCUCUCUGUACUUUGCUCCAUUAAUCUUUCCCUCGAUCCUGACUAGUCUCCCAGUCCCUGCCGCUGAAAAAGAUCCCCACAGCAUGAUGCUGCCACCACCAUGCUUCCCCGUAGGGAUGGUGCCAGGUUUCCUCCAGAUGUGGAGCUUGGCAUUCAGGCCAAAGAGUUCAAUCUUGGUUUCAUCAGACCAGACAAUCUUGUUUCUCAUAGUCAGUCUUUAGGUGCCUUUUGGCAAACUCCAAGCUGGCUGUCAUGUGCCUUUUACUGAGGAGUGGCUUCCAUCUGGCCGCUCUACCAUAAAGGCUUGAUUUGGUGGAGUGCUGCAAAGAUGGUUGUCGUUCUGGAAGGUUCUCCCAUCUCCACAGAGGAACUCUGGAGCUCUGUCAGAGUGACCAUUGGGUUCUUGGUCACCUCCCUGACCUUCUCCCCCAAUUGCUCAGUUUGGCUGGGCGGCCAGCUCUAGGAAGAGUCUUGGUUGUUCCAAACUUCUUCCAUUUAAGAAUGAUGGAGGCCACUGUGUUCUUAGGGACCUUCAAUGCUGCAGACAUUUUUGGGUACCCUUCCCCAGAUCUGUCCCUCGACACAAUCCUGUCUCGGAGCGCUACGGACAAUUCCGUCGACCUCAUGGCUUGGUUUUUGCUCUGACAUGCACUGUUGUUACUGUGGGACCUUUAUAUAGACAGGUGUGUGCCUUUUCAAAUCAUGUCCAAUCAAUUGAAUUUACCACAGGUGGACUCCAAUCAAGUUGUAGAAACAUCUCAAGGAUGAUCAAUGGAAACCGGAUGUACCUGAGCUCAAUUUAGAGUCUCAUAGCAAAGGGUCUGAAUACUUAUGUAAAUAAGGUAUUUCUGUUUUUUUUUUAAACAAUUUCUGAAAACCUGUUUUCGCUUUGUCAUUAUGUGGUAUUGUGUGUAGAUUGAUAAAGAUAAAACAUUUUUUAGAACAAGGCUGCAAUGUAACAAUGUGGAAAAAGGGAAGGGGUCUGAAUACUUUCCGAAUGCACUGUAAGUUCAUUUGACUCCCUAUUAAACUUAAAUAGAAGUUACAUGGACUUUACAUAUCGAUUUCAUUUUUGUUCCAGGAGGGCAGGACGUAUGUUGGUCGAGACGAUGCGUCGACUGUUCAGGACAUUGGUGAGUGGCCUCUGUUACAUACUCUAUCCGCUGUCAGACUUUACUAUAAAUCAGGAUAAAGAAACUAUUGAUAAUGCAAAUGCACACACACAGUGUGUUUCCCUCUCAUUCUCCCUCUCUCCUCUCUGUAGUUCUCCAUGGGCUGGACCUUGAGAGUGAACAUUGCAUGUUUGCGAACCAGACCGGCACUGUCACCCUGGUUCCACUCAAUGGGGCCCAGUGCUCCGUGAAUGGAGUGCAAGUGACAGAAGCCUCCCCACUAAACCAAGGUAUAUGCUUCUGAUCGCACUUUAUUUGGAUAGUCAUAGGCUACUAUCAACAACCUGUUGAUAAGCAACUGCUUGCUAAGGUUAGGUUUAGAAUAAGGGUUAGGGUUAGUAAAUAGUUAGUUGAAAUGUUACUGAUAGUUUGUGUACAAAACAUUAGGAACACCUUCCUAAUAUUGAGUUGCACCCCCUUUUGCUCUCAGAACAGCCUCAAUUCGUCGGGGUAUGGACUCUACAAGGUGUCGAAAGCAUUCCACAGGGAUGCUGGCCCAUGUUGACUCCAAUGCGUCCCACAGUUGUGUCAAGUUGGUUGGAUGUUCUUUGGGUGGUGGACCAUUGUUGAUACACACGGGAAACUGUUGAGCAUUAAAAACCCAGCAGUGUUGCAGUUCUUGACACACUCAAACCGGUGCGCCUGACACCUACUACCAUACCCUGUUCAAAGGCACUUAAAUAUUUUGUCUUGCCCAUUCACCCUCUGAAUGGCACACAUACACAAUCCAUGUCUCAAUUGUCUCAAGGCUUAAACAUCCUUCUAUAACCUGUCUCCUACCCUUCAUCUACACUGAUUGCAGUGGAUUUAACAGGUGACAUCAAUAAGGGAUCAUAGCUUUCACCUGGUCAGUCUAUAUAUCAUGGAAAGAACAGGUUUUCCUAAUGUUUUAUACAGUCUGUGUAUAGUCCGUAGAGCAUCUACAGAUGGACUAUCCAACUAGCGUUAGCACGCUUUUAGCCAGCCAACGCAAUGAUUGUUCUGUGAAUGCACAAUCCCACAUUUACUGAUCUGUAGUCAUUUUAGCAGUAGUAAAACCCACCCAUGUGCAUUUCCCUCCCUAUGUAGUUUUAUUCCUUAUUAUCUUAUUCAAUGUUUCUAGUUCUAUUGUGUUUGAUAGGUGCUGUCAUCCUGCUGGGGAGAACCAACAUGUUCCGUUUCAACCACCCUAAAGAGGCAGCUAAACUAAGGGAGAAGAGGAAGGUAAUACCAAAGGCUCUGUCUCUCAAAGGCGUUUUAAAGAAGCUUAUUAGUUGCGGUAUCAGUCAUAAGUUAUUAGAUAUUAGAUUAUUAUUAUUAUUAGAUAUGUGGAUGACACAUGCUCCCUAAGGGUUUAAGUCAAGUAAGUCAUGACUCUUAUAGCUUAUUACUCAUGUAGACAAGCAUUUCGUUGCACCUGCGAUAACAUCUGCAGAUCUGUGUACGCGACCAAUAAACGUUGAUUUGACAUAACCAUCUAGUGGAAGGGCACGUUUACUGUAAGCCUGGUAGGAUGUAGGCGACUCACCAAUGAGUCAUCAUGAGGUCAAUGGUCAUGUUGACCUUUUGUUGUGUGUUGGUCAUUUUUCCCAGAGUGGACUGCUCUCCUCCUUCAGUCUGUCCAUGACCGAUCUCAACAAAUCAUGUGAGAACCUCUCCACAGUAAUGCUCUACAACCCAGGGUGAGUGUAUGUGGGUGUAUGUAUCACCUAAUCCCAAAUCAGCCCCUAGCCCCUACUGUCUAUGUACUUGUGGAGAUCUGAGAGGAAUGGAUGGGUGUAAGCAAUAUGGCGAAAACUCCACCUAGUCUAACAGAGGGCAAGGUGAAGCUGUUCCCAUAUUUCUUAUACUAAUCUAUUCCUCUCAGAUCUCCAGAAGUGCAUGGGGAGUAGGCAGUAGGGGCUGGUUUGGGAUUAGUCAGAUGUAUGCUCCAGCGCAUGAACGAUUCACCCCAACUCCCUCUGCGCAGUUCCCCCUGCCUUCUCAGCAGUUCAGAAGCACUCCUUUUCCUCCAUUCGCUUAGGUCCGUUACUGCUCACUCACGUGACCACUGACUGAAGCAGUGGAUUGGUUGUAAAAAAAAAAGAAAAACACUUUUUUUCUUUGCUGAAUAACAAUGUUACAGUGCCCAGUCAAAGACAUCAGUGUACUGGCAGUUUAUGAUGGUCUAGGCAGUUGGCACAGGUGUAGCUCAAAAUGGAAAUGGGGGGGGGGGGGAAUGUACUUUGGAUUGGAGGAGGUCUGUGACAUUGCAACUGCUGUGACUCAAGCUGAAAUCAUGUGAGCUGGUAACGCUGCUCGUCACAAAUGCCACAUCACUCAAACUGUAUGGCCUUCAUUGAUUCUAUUACUAACUCUCCAAAAAUCUGUUGAGCCAGAGAUUAAUUCUGCUUGUACAGAACCGCUAGAGAAUGCAUUUGUUUUGUUGUUGUACAGCACCCCUUGUGGAGGAAGUACAUAGUCUUCCAUUUCAGUUUUGUACAAUACAACAAGUAAUGCAAUAGCUCUUACUCCGAUUUAGACCUAAACUGGAUUUUUUUUAAACCUAGAACGACCUACUAGGUAGGUAUGCAUACAUGGACAACACAAAAAACUAUAUUAGUAGGUCUAGAGUAACCAUGGAUAUUCUGAGGAAUACACAGCCAGUAUUUAGUGAACGUUGGUAACGGUUAUUGCUGUGUUGUUUUAACUCAUUUGUGUGACUAUUGCUCUUCAUUGAGUCUAAUUUUAAAAGUACAGUAACUAAUGUAUCUCUGAACCCUCCCUUGGCAGUCUCUUCACUGAAAAGGGGCCCAUCUAUCUCAGGUAGACCCAACCAGUGUUCAAUGUUCACUGCUUUGUUUUAACAAUGCUAGUGAAACAUGACACAUCUUUUUCACUUUGUCCAGCCACCACCACCGUUGUUUGAACAUAAGCCAUCAUCGUCUCGUCUUGUUUUUAUAAUGAUUUUGAACAUCGCCCCGCUUGCUUCAAUCACUGUUUUGGCGCAUAAUGAUGACAUCAAGCUUUGACAUCCAUUGCCUUGUAUGAAGCUCUUCAGUCAUUCCAUGUGCCAAUUGCAGCCUUCAUUUCUGUGAUCAUGCCGUCUCGUUGAGUAAUACUGUUAUGUGCUGUGUGUGUGAGUCCAGUCUCACUGUCAUUGUUAUUAAGCCAGCUAAAUGCUAUUGGUGUACUUGCCUAGGUUGGAAUUUGAGAGGCAGCAACGGGAAGAGCUGGAGAAGCUGGAACACAAAAGGUGCGAGGGGAGACACACACACAAACAUGCUCACAUUUUGACUAUAUAAAAAAAGUCCAACAAUGUUUACUCACUAGUCACCUGUAAUGCACCACAUUGUAGGAACGGUGUGCUUUAAAAGCAAAUAUGCUGACAUCACAUGAUUUAUUCAAAUCAAAUCUUAUUUUAUUGGCCACAUGCGCUGAAUACAACAGGUGCAGACAUUACAGUGAAAUGCUUACUUACAGCCCUUAACCAACAGUGCAUUUAUUUUUAAUAAAAAACUAAAAUAAAACAACAACAAAAAAGUGUUGGAGACUCUUGUUAUUGUUAAAAGCAAUUGUACAAAAAAUGUAUUGUUUGCUAUGUAUGUUUUUGGCGAAUUGCAUAGUGUUUCAUGAUUUGUCUGUAUUUGGUUGGGGUGCAGGAGGCUGAUUAAGGAGAUGGAAGAGAGGCAGAAGUGCGAGAAGGCGGAGCUGGAGCUCCUGCAACAGGAAGUAGAGUCCCAGCGCAAGGAGUCGGAGCAGGUGCAGCAGCGCAUCCGCCACCAGGAGGAGACCCUCCGAUGCCGCAGCCAGGACAUCGAGAGUCGCCUGCGCGACCUCCUGGCUGAGAAGCAGCGCUUUGAGGAGGAGCGCCACCGCGAGACCCAGGAGCCGGAGCUACAGCGGCGCCAGAAGCAGCAGCAGCAGGAGGAGCGCGAGGAUGAGAAGACACAGGACGAGGAGGCGCGCCGCCAUAGUGAGGCGGCAGAGCGUGCCGAGCAGGCGGAGGUCUUCCGCGAGCUGGAGCGGCUGAAGCGGGAGCACGUGGAGCAGGGGGUACGGCUGGAGGCGGAGAGGCGGAGGCUGGAGGAGCGCGAGAUGGAGCAGCUAGGCCUGGUGGGGCGCCUGGAAGAGCAGCUGAGGGAGCGUCACGAGGCGGCGGCCGCCCUGCUGACCCGCGAGGACACCCGGCGCCUGGACGAGGAGCGCCGUGCCCUGGCAGAGAUCCGCGAGGCGCUGCUCUGCGCCAAGGAGACCAGCGGGCGCUCCGACUGCAACGGAAUGGGCGAGGAGGCCGGGCGCGCCGCCCAGGUCCGUUACACGGACUUCAAGGCAGCGCAGGUGGAGGAGCUGGGUCAGUUGGAGGAGGGGCUCCGGCAGCAGAAGGAGUGCCUGGAGAAGGAGGUGGCGUCAGAGCGCGCUGCCCUGGCCCUCCUGGUUCACACCCACAAGGAGCAUCAGCGACAGCUGCGAGAGACCCAGGAGAAGGGGGCGCAGGACGCCUCGGAACUCUCCCAGGAGGAGCAGCGGAUGCACCAGGCCGAGCAGCGCCUCCUCUUCAAGGAGCGCCGGCUAGCCAGCCUAACAGACAGCCUCCUGCCGGCGGUGGCCGAGGAAAGGCAGAGGGCGGAGGAGCUGCUGAAACUCGGAUGCUUCUCUGGCGCUGGCAGCAUUUCCAACAUCUCCCUGGGACUAGACAACACCCUGUACCAGGUGGAGAAGGAACUUGAGGAGAAGGAGGAGCGCCUUACCUCACACUGUGCCAGCGCCGAGCAGCUUCAGCAGCUGCAGGAGACAUACGAGUUCACGGCCAACGUGGCACGCCAGGAGGAGAAAGUGCGGCGCAAGGAGAAGGAGAUCCUGGAGUCGCGGGAGAAGCAGCAGCAUGAGGCCCUGGAGCAGGCGGUGGCACGCCUGGAGAGAAGGCACUCAGUGCUGAAGCGCAGUGUCUCGCUGGACCCCGAGAGUGAGGAAUCCAGGCGCAAGGCCUCCAUUCUGGGGCCCGCGCGGGAACUCGACCAUGAGAGGUGAGAAUCAAUGAAUAGUAAAACAUGUGUCCUCUAGUGGAAGGUGUGUGGUAGACCCAUUGCUGUCCACAUAAUUAUGGAAAAUGUAGAUAAGCUGAUGUUAAAGUUUCAAGAGAUGAUAGAUGUUGAGAGAUGGUAAAUGAGUGUCGUUGAUGAUGGUAUUAUCACAUUGGUCAAUCCCUCCUGUCUAAAAGGGUGUUCCUCAAUUGGUAAUAUGAUUAUGGACACGAUAAAUAAGUAACUCUGCCUUUUUAUAAUGAUAUUGUCAUAGUUUUUGUGGAAUGAGUGUAUUUAUCAUGACUCUUUGGGUCGAUAGACACAUGACAACUCUCCAUCUUCUCUCCAUAUCCUCAGGGUGGAGCGGGAAAUCCAAAAGCUGAAGCAGAGGAUCAGUAAGACUGAGGGAAGUGGAAGGAAUCACACUGGGAGCGGCGAUGAAAAGACCGGCCUCAGCACACCCCCUGUCAGCCCAAUCCAGAGCCUAUCCCCAGUGCUGCCUAUCGCAGAUGACAGGUACAGUGCCUUCAGAAAGUAUUCACACCCCUUUACUUUUUCCACAUUUUGUUGUUUCAGCCUGAAUUUAAAAUGGAUUAAAUUGAGAUUUUUGUGUCACUGGCCUACACACAAUACCACAUGGAAUUAUGUUUUUCAAAAUGAUGGCAAGCCUAAAUGAGUUCAGGACUAAAUAUUUGCUUAACAAGUCACAUAAUAAGUUGCAUGUACUCACUCUGUGAGCAAUAAUAUUUAUUAACAGGAUUUUUUUUUAUGACUACCUCAUCGCUGUACCCAUACAUACAUUUAUCUGUAUGGUACCCUCAGUCGAGCAGUGAAUUUCAAACACAGAUUCAACCACAAAGACCAGGGAAGUUUUCCAAUGCCUUGCAAAGAAGGGCACCUAUUGGUAGAUAAGAAAUACAUUAAAGAAAAGCAGACAUUGAAUAUCCCUUUGAGCAUGGUGAAGUUAUGAAUUAUACUUUGGAUGGUGUAUCAAUACACCCAGUCACUACAAAGAUACAGGCGUCCUUCCUAACUCAGUUGCCAGAAAGGAAGGAAACCGCUCAGGGAUUUCACCAUGAGGCCAUUGGUGACUUUAAAAUGGUUACAGAGUUUAAUGGCUAUGAUAGGAGAAAACAGAAUGGAUUAACAACAUUGUAGUUACUCCACAACUAACCUAAUUGACAGUGAAAAGAAGGAAGCCUGUACAGAAUAAAAACAUAUUCCAAAACAGGCAGUAAAGUAAUACUGCAAAGAAUGCGGCAAAGCAAUUAACCUUUUGUCCAGAAUACAAAGUGUUAUGUUUGUGGCAAGUCCAAUACAACACAUUACUGAGUAUCACUCUCCAUAUUUUCAAGCAUAGUGGUGGCUGCAUCAUGUUAUGGGUGUGCUUGUAAUAGUUAAGGACUGGGGAGUUUUUCCAGGAUAAAAAAGAAACGGAAUGGAGCUAAGCACAGGCAAAAUCCUAGAGGAAAACCUGGUUCAGUCGGCAUUCCACCAAACACUGGGAGAUGAAUUCACCUUUCAGCAGGACAAUAAUCUAAAACACAAGGCCAGAUCUACACUGGAGUUGCUUACCAAGAAGACAGUGAAUGUUCCUGAGUGGCAGAGUUAGUUUUGACUUAAAUCUGCUUGAAAAUCUAUGGCAAGACCUGAAAAUGGUUGUCUAGCAAUGAUCAACAACCAAUUUGACAGCGCUUGAAGACUUUUGAAAAUAAUAAUGGGCAAAUGUUGCACAAUCCAGGUGUGGAAAGCUCUUAGACUUAUCCAAAAAGACUCACAGCUGUAAUUGUGAUUCUAACAUUUAUUGGCUCAGGGGACUGAAUACUUAUCUAAUCAAGAGAUGUUUUUUUUGUAAUGAUUAUUUACAACUGUUAGAAUUUCUCUUCCACUUUGACAUUUUGUGUAGAUCGUUGACAAAAAAAAGACAAAUCCAUUUUAAUCCCACUUUGUAACACAAUAACAUUUGGAGAAAGUAAAUGGGUGUGAAUACUUUCUGAAGGCACUGUAUGUGUCAUCCUUUUGCAAUAUUCACAAUGAUAGCCAGAAACGGCACAGGCAAAUCUGUUGUAGGUGGAGAAUGAUGAAAUGUAGAUGUCAAAGUUACUACCAGAUGAUCAUGAUAAAGAUGCAUUAUUUUUGGACCCUAGGGUUGAUCUGGCCAUUGUAGAUUUUGAGUAUCUAAUAAAUGACCUUUUCCGUUGACAGGAUAAAUGCAUACAUUGAGGAGGAGGUUAAGAGAAGGUUACAGAAGCUGAACCUCCUCAAUGGUGACAAAAACAUUGAGCUCGCACUUUCAUCUGAAUCUCCGCAGGUAAGCAUCAGUGACACAUUGCUUUGUUUGCAUUCUCCGUACAGAGCAUAUGCAAUAUUAAGAUAUUGAUAUUUCUCAUGUUCAAACUCAUAAAGACAUAGUUACUGUAGCCUCCCAUACAAUCGGAGCAUAAUAAAGGAACCCCAAUUUGGAAAUUGUGCCUUCGAAAAAUAGCAAUUAUUAUAUGAAGUUCUUCAUUCCUACAGGAGGACAAAGAAGUUAAUGAAUCUAGCUCUGUUAGAUUAACAGAUGAGGUAAACACAGGUCCUCGACACAGGGUAUACAGAAUGGACUAUAAUCGGCAUGCAUUUCUGAUUAUUCUCUAUAGAGGUUACAUGGACCAAUCAAGUGGGGUGUUUUUCCAACCCUUCUCUAAUUUGUUUGUAUGUGGAUGAUGUUUUGCCUGGUUUGCUUUUCUUUUCCCCAAUAUGAGAGGAACUCUGCUUGCCUGAUGGCAAAGUUGUCCAUUUGUCACAGCAUAUGUAAUUUUAGUUUGAGAUGAAUUUGACAUUACAUUGUAUCUUUUAGGAAUUGUUUGUCAUUGCUUAGAAGUGUGUUCUUAUUCAUUACAGGAUGAUGACAAGCUGCAAAACCGUGUCAACUCUAGGAAAUUGAAAUAUGAGGUAAGAGUUGAGUUUUCAAUUUUUUGGUUGGAGAUGAAGAAACUAACCAGACAUUUUUAAACAUUAAUUUAACUUGAGUGGCAAUCAUGCUGAAUCUUCACUAACCACCACACCAACUAUGAAAAGAGGCAUGCCGUUUGUAAAAGGUGCUUUAGGGAACAUCCUAUUUUACAGGAAUCUCAAAUUUGUAUCUGAUGAACAUAGAAGAUUCCUAAACCAAGAACAUUUGAGGUCUUUAUAAAGAAAUGGCAAAAACUUAAGAAUAUAGCUGUUUAUGGGGAUAUUGACUAGAAAAAUCCACACAAUCACAAAGAAGCAGGAAAUUGAAUAAAAUACUGAAUUGGCUAAAGGAAACCAGUCACUGACAGAGUAGGCCAACCUAAGUGUAGAACAGGAUAAGGGGAAAUGUCCAGCCAAACAGGGUUGAUAUCUGGUUUUGUAAGCAAAAAGGGAAGGUCAAGGUUGCAUGGAAGCCUGGGGUGUGUACUUUUGUAUUCAUGCUCCAUAACAAGCAUCAAUCUCUUUAAUUCCCUUUUCAAUUGUAAUCUUGCUCAUCUGGAUUUUAUUUCAAUCACAACUGGAUUUUUACACUUGGUGGAGGAAGACCUUAAUUUACUGGGGUGAGAAUGAAUACUUGAAAGACUAUAAUUCAGAGCUUUGAUCUCUGGUUUGAAGUUAUAGUCAUGGAAUCCCCCCUUGUCCACACAGAAAGACUCCAUGCCCUUGCUGUGGCGUAGCUUCCUGUACGUCCCAGGACUUGAGACAAGCACUCACCUGGAAGGGCAUACAACAAGUUCAGAAGAAGGCAGCGUCAAAGACCACUCUGAGUUAGAUCAAAUCGGCAACCCAGAAAGGGAAACCAAAGUCUUGGCAGAAAAGGACAGAAUGCCUUAUAAAGAGGGUGAAAAAGCUAAAUGGUGGCAGGUGGGAGUGAAGGGGAAGGUUGACCAAGCUGAGAGCGAGAACAAUGGCUGUGAAUUUAAAACCAAGGACUGGAGAUUUAGGUCUACAAACACCAUAGCCAGUGAAGAUGGAAAUAACAGCCAUUGUAGGCCAGAUGAGGAAGAAACCAAUUUGAGUUGCUACAUUGUUGAUGACAAGACCAAAAGUCUAUCAUAUUCUCAGUCCAGAGAAACCAGAACAGAGAACCCACUGUUGCACACUCUCUCACAGUUUGACUCUGUGGAAGGAACCAAAGACCAAGUUCAGAACACAAGCAAGACAAGUAACGACACUGCAACCGUGAUAAAUUCUGAAGUCCCCAUACUGGGACUAAGCUCAAAGAGACAAAUCACCAUCAAGGGCUACUUUGGUCUCAACAAGAUCCCUAAAGAGUCUGUAAACGGGCAGGUGCAGAGUAAUCUGGUAACUUCAGAACCGGAUCUACUAACCAACGAACUGGGAGCCAAACAGAGUUACGUCCUUGGAUACUUGGCAGGCAAGCUGUCUGGAGUUUACAACGACGCUGGACGAUAUCUGCAGAGUACACGUGAUAUAAUUCGGCAGGUUCGAGCAGGAGAAACUUCAGCAUUGAAUAGUACAUUCUCUCAGUACAUGACCAUAGUAACAAAAGAUCUUCCACUUGUUCAGAAAAAGCAGCUUGAACCUUCAAUGAAACCCGACUCAAGGCAGAAUAAAGUUCAUUUUGCCAAUUUGACAGGCAAUUGCCUUUUAAAUGUUCCUGAGAAAGGUAAUGUGUCUGCAACUCCGGACAUUUCAUUAUGGCCUAAAGGCUCUGUGACUACAUACAAAGAUGGGAAGCCUGUAGUUUAUUGUCAGACGCUCGUGGAGUUUCCCAAAUGCCUUUCGGAAUUACAGUCUCUUCCUCUUCAGAAGAUGAUGCAUCGUUUGUACUGUGUGACGCCUAAGAUCGCUGCCUCUUCCCACCACCUUUUGGGUAUCUACUGGCUAAGCAUUGCCAAUUGCAAACAGCCUACACCACAACCAAGUUGCUUACUGUUAUCUGAAACCGACAUCUAUGCAGUCUCCGCUGGUACUGGUUUGGGUAACAACCAGCCUUUGGCAGUUUUUCACCACUUCAGUCUCUUGCACAUCAAGGAGAUCCAAGUGAGCUUUGCUGGGCAGCAUGUACGACUCCUGGGUUCCACUGAAGACACCAUCUUGGUCAUCUUCACCCACAGCAAAGCGCUUACCCAGGAGCUAUGCUGUACUCUGCUGAAGAUCCUGGCCCCGUCAGAGGUUCAGGAAGGCCCAGGAGCCUACCCCUUGCUUCGUGGAGACCUCUUGCGCCUCUCUCUGGACUGGAGGUCCCACGUUCCAGACCUCCUGCUGGAUAGUGGCCUCUGUGUCACCUCGCGCUUUAAGAGGGUCAUGGCUGACCUGCUCUACAUCCUGCACGGCAACAUGGAAGGACCUAACAGGCCCUCCUUGGCUAACAUACACCUUCUUCUCUACACUUCCAUCAAGGUGGAAAACUAUUCCACCUCGCGCCAAGUUGUCCUUUGCCAGUUCUUUCUCACCGACAACCACAUAGGCCUGGUGCAAGAGGAUGCCGUGUUCCACCCGGUACCUCGAGGCUCAACUCUGGUUCCCAUCCAACCCCAGUUUCAGGGAGUAGAGCUGCGCAGACGCUCAGACAUCCGAUGUGUGCUUGUGAGACACAGCGACAGAUGUAUGGUGCUUGACAUCUUAUUCUCCAUGACUCACAAAGGGCAGAUUGAGACCAAAAGAAAGACCAGGAAAGGCUUAGCCAUUGUCCCUCUACCUUCUGAUUGCAGGCCCCCAGCUGAUUCCUGGAAAUUAACUUUCAGCUCUACCUCGGAUGCAGCAAUCCUAAUCAAUCAUCUGUCAACCUGAUUUAAGGAUGUGCUUCCAGGUCAUAAAAGGAUGUAAUGCUAAUAGGUAAUAAAAGGAAAGGAGCUUAACUGCCACUGCAGGCCCUGAAGCGUAAAGACUGUGCCGUCCUGCUGAACUCGUCUUGUUUUCUGUCAGCAUUGCACUUGAGCAAGAAAGCCAUGGUGAGUUGGCUAGCCAGCUACAUUCAGUAUUGUCAGCCAACUGCAGUUCUGAGUAUAAUAAUCAGCUAGCUAGACUGAUAACGUUAGGGUUUGCAUACUACAAGAGUUUAGCAACAUUAUAGUGAAGAUUUCACUUGUAAAUCUUAUUUUGUUUGAGCAUGACGGCACCGUCCUACCACUUCCGAUGUGUAUUUAAGACUGUUUAAAUUAUUUGUUUGAUUAGUUGAAAAUCAUAUCCAAAAAAACCAUUAUUCUUGUAACAUGGGAACCAUGCCUUUUGUAAUUGUUAGUGUAUGUCCACAAUGUCAAUGUAAAAUUUUAUUGAAACUUAUCUAAAGGAUCCUCAUGAACAUUGUGUUAUAAGAAAAUACAUUUCCAUAUUAUGAAUACAGAUCAAAUACAAAAUGUUAAAGGUCUAACUCCAAUGGCUGCUAUUGAUUUUAAAGUAUUUUAUAGUAUAUUUUAAUGCUUCUCUUCUUAACAUACUGCCACUGUGGUGGUACACCUUAAUCAAAUCAUAGUCAAUCCUUCAUUGUCACUUUAAGAACAAUUUUACUCACAAACCUAAUUGUUUUGUAUUGGUGUAGUUAAUUGGAUAUUUCAUAGAUUUUCUUUCCCACUACAGGUAAUAUGGUGUCCUUUUCAUGUAGUCAGCUUAGCUCUCCCUCUGUUCUUACAUGAAUGCUCACAUCAAUCACUUAUGGCUGGUGAAAUUGUUUUCUUCAAUAUGUUUGUUCAAUCCGUUUACGCAUAUUCAUCAUAUGGCGAAUUGUAAUGUGCAAUAUGCUUUUGAGGAAUAUGUGUGAAGCGUAAUAUGAAGAAUGUCUGACGUACAAUAUGACUUGUGACUAUGAUCACUGCAAUAAUGUUAAUAAAAUAUGGUUAAUUGUUUUAACAAAAAAUAAAGAUUGUGUUCUGUAUAAGCCUUUGUUUGUGUUGCCU
This is a messenger RNA of Coregonus sp. 'balchen', 25841 nucleotides long. The record is from the annotation of a GenBank genome assembly. NCBI's taxonomy places the organism in Eukaryota, Metazoa, Chordata, Actinopteri, Salmoniformes, Salmonidae.